Molecule: messenger RNA, 1968 nt
Organism: Cajanus cajan (pigeon pea)
Lineage: Eukaryota; Viridiplantae; Streptophyta; Magnoliopsida; Fabales; Fabaceae
Product: cytochrome P450 86B1
Molecular function (GO): iron ion binding; oxidoreductase activity, acting on paired donors, with incorporation or reduction of molecular oxygen; monooxygenase activity
Source: RefSeq, a predicted model, not a curated record
ACAUUCCCAAAGUGAAGGCUUCAAACCAAAGACUAACGUAAGAUAAGCAAGCAAUUGAGUGAAUGGCAAAGUAAAACCAAUUGGACACACAAUGCAACAUACAAUUCACCUUGCCAAAUCCAGCACGCCAAGCAGCACAUCCCCCAACAGAACAAACGUGAUGAAGCCCCCAUAAAUCCCACCAAUCUCCUCACGAGUCUCCACACAUGAUCUCUUUCUCUACUCUCACCAACAUGAUGGCCAGCUUCUACUUCUUCUUCUUAUUUUCUCUCUUGCAACAUCUUCACUUCUUGGAACUCACCAUUGCUGCCACCGUUUUCUUAGCCCUUCAACUUUUCAUCUCAAAGAGGCACCAUGGCCUACCCAUUUGGCCAAUCCUCCGAAUGCUACCUUCCCUUCUCUCAGGCCUCAGAACCAACCUCUAUGAAUGGCUCACCCAAGUCCUCAUCCGCCAAAAUGGAACCUUCACAUUCCAUGGCCCUUGCUUCACUAGCCUCAACUGCGUCAUCACCUCAGACCCUCGCAACAUCGAGCACCUCCUCAAAACCAACUUCUCCUCCUUCCCUAAGGGAAGAUUCUUCAGGUACACGCUUCGUGACCUGCUAGGAGAUGGCAUAUUCAACUCAGACAACGAAGCAUGGCAGCGACAAAGGAAAACGGCGAGCCUCGAGUUCCACUCAGCCAAGUUCAGAAACCUAACCGCAGAGUCCCUAUUGGAGCUUGUCCACAAUAGACUCUUACCUCUACUGGAAUCAUGCGUCACCGAAUCACGCGUCAUCGACCUUCAAGAAGUGUUGCUGAGGCUAACAUUCGAUAACGUGUGCAUGAUAGCUUUCGGUGUAGACCCCGGUUGCUCGCAGCCCCACAUGCCGGAGAUUCCGUUCGCGACGGCGUUCGAGGACGCGACGGAGACCUCGAUGAGGAGGUUCGUGACCCCGGUGUGGCUGUGGAAGUUGAUGAGGCGCCUCAACGUGGGGGUGGAGAAGAGGCUGAAGGAGUCCAUAAAGAGGGUUGAUGAGUUUGCUGAGAGUGUUAUCAGGGCGAGGAAGGAGGAGCAGCGUGAAGAUGAUGAAGAGAAGUGUGACUUGUUGACGGUGUUCAUGAGGCUCAAGGAUGAGAAUGGAGAAGCUUACUCUCAUAAAUUUCUGAGGGACAUUUGUGUGAACUUCAUAUUGGCGGGGAGGGACACUUCUUCUGUGGCUUUGAGCUGGUUUUUCUGGCUUCUGCAUCAGAAUCAUCAAGUGGAGGAGAAGAUUGUGGGUGAGAUUUGUAGGGUGGUGAGCGAGAGAGAGGGGUUCAAGAAGGAAGAGAUUCAUGGUUUGGCUUUCAGGAGUGAGGAGAUAAAGAAGAUGGAUUAUCUGCAUGCUGCACUUUCGGAAGCUCUAAGGUUAUAUCCUUCUGUGCCUGUGGAUCACAAGGAGGUGAUGGAGGAUGUGACUCUGCCAAAUGGAACAGUGCUAAAGAAAGGGACAAAGGUGAUAUAUGCAAUUUAUGCAAUGGGGAGAAUGGAAAGCAUAUGGGGGAAGGAUUGCAAGGAGUUCAAGCCAGAAAGGUGGCUGAGAAAUGGAAGGUUCGUGAGUGAGUCUGCAUACAAAUUCAGUGCCUUCAAUGGAGGACCUCGCUUGUGCUUAGGCAAGGAUUUUGCAUACUAUCAGAUGAAAUAUGCUGCAGCCAGCAUCAUAUUCCGCUACCAUGUUAAGGUGGUCGAGAAUCACCAUGUGGUGCCAAAGCUUGCUUUGACCCUCUACAUGAAGCAUGGAUUGAAAGUCAACCUUCACAGGCGUGGUGUGGCAGAAAUUGAGAAGCACUUCAAUGUUUGAUUAUAUAUAUAGAGAGAGAGAGAGAGAAAUGAAUUAGUAAUAUUGUUAUGAUUUGUUUCUUGUAUGGGUGUGAUACUUGUGAGAAUGAUUUUUAUGUUUUUCAAUGAUAUGCAAGGAUGGAUGUGAGAAUUGUGUUAUGCUAAAAAAA